Messenger RNA from Suillus subalutaceus, 675 nucleotides. RefSeq names its product glycolipid transfer protein. The transcript is spliced from 5 exons. Gene Ontology annotation, molecular function: ceramide 1-phosphate binding; ceramide 1-phosphate transfer activity. The record is from RefSeq and is a predicted model, not a curated record. Gene Ontology annotation, biological process: intermembrane lipid transfer; ceramide transport. The coding region runs from base 1 to 675 and encodes 224 amino acids. Gene Ontology annotation, cellular component: cytosol; cytoplasm; membrane. NCBI's taxonomy places the organism in Eukaryota, Fungi, Basidiomycota, Agaricomycetes, Boletales, Suillaceae.
AUGGCACCCUUCCUCGAAACAGUCAAGUCGUUUAAAGAUGUGCCCAUCACCGACGAUGGCGUCAACACUGUCGCAUUCCUCGAAGCUGGCGAUGGUGUCGUCCUCAUGCUUAAGGAGCUCACUGGACUUAUGAGCUCCGUUGGUUCGGGGGCGUUUUCACCCGUCAUCAACGACAUCCAGGGUAACAUCACGAAAGUUCGUGGACGGUUCAAUACGGCUCCCUCACAGUCUGCAACGCUGGAACUGCUGGUGGCCAACGAAAAUAACAACAAAGUGGGAAGCGCAACGGAGGGUCUCAUGUGGCUGCUUCGAUCCCUCGCGUUCACGGGCAGAUCCCUUCAGCACGCACAAAACAACCCAUCAGAAGAUCUCAAAGUCGCCUUCACGAAUGGAUAUGAUAUCACUCUCGGGCCUAUCCACCGUGGCGCUGGAAUCUUCAGCAUACAAGGAGCCAUCAUGAAAGCGGCAGGCUUGAUGUUCAGCACUGCCAUUGGAUAUUGCCCGUCUCGCAAGAACUUCUACGAGAAGCUUGCGGCCAACCCGAAUGGAGAGCCAUGCUCGCAGGAGCUGCUUGACAAACAGCUCAACGAUUGGAUCAUUGGCCUGUUAACCAUUAUCACGAGGAUGAACCAUUUCUACUCAAAGGGGAAGCAUGGAGAGAUAUUCAAGUCUUAA